UCAGCAACUCAGUUCCAGUCUUGAAACAAGAACAGUGACCCGUUUGCUCCAGUAGUUCUUGCGACUUGUUCCCAAUACACGGGCUCUUUUUCAGUCACCACACCCCACCCCAUCCUUGCUCCCAUCCAACAUCCCAUUCAGUUUCCACGAUCUACGCCCCUUGCCCUUCCCAAUCCAGCCUUUAAAUCGGCUUCCUUUGUGUUCUAGACGCUUUGUGCGUAUUACGGAAAGCCAGAACAAUCAAGGCUCUUGGAGACCUUGUCAAUCCGCCAUCGAAGGCUGAUUUUGUCCUGCAAGCCCGAGUCAAUCCUGAUCGGGCGGUGGAUAGAUUCUUGAUGGAUAUGCAUUGGUAAUUUGAUCUGAGAUAAACUCAUCUUCCAUCUGUCUGCCAUUCUCUCAUCCAUCCAUCCUUGCUUGCUUGCUUGAUCAUGAGUCGUAGCCAGGAUCCGGGGUUAACCUUGGACGAGAGGUUGAAGAUCCUCUAUCCUAGUGUGGAUGAGACGGAAACGCCCUUGCCUCGUAGUUGGUCCUCCAAGGACAAGUACGAUUACAUUGGCUUGUCCCUGAAUAAUCUGCGGGUACAGUAUAAGGGUCAUGGAAAGACACAUAAAGACGCUUCGUCGGUUCGAGCUACACAUCCGAUACCCACCUCUUGUGGCAUCUACUACUUUGAGGUGAAGAUCGUGUCCAAGGGGCGGGACGGCUAUAUGGGGGUGGGCUUGUCAGCACAGGGCGUGAAUAUGAAUCGACUGCCUGGGUGGGACAAACACAGCUACGGCUACCAUGGAGAUGACGGGCACAGUUUUUGUAGUUCGGGCACGGGUCAGGCGUAUGGGCCGACGUUCACGACGGGUGAAGUGAUCGGUUGCGGAAUCAACUUGGUGGAGAGCACGUGUUUCUACACUAAGAAUGGACACAAUUUGGGCGUGGCCUUCAAGGAUCUGCCGCCUAAUUUGUACCCUACAGUGGGUCUGCAGACUCCGGGAGAGAUUGUAGACGCCAACUUUGGACAGGAGCCGUUCUUGUUCGACAUUGAGGGCGAGAUGAUGGAGCAGCGGAUCAAGAUCCUGGGUCAUAUCGAGGACUUGCCCACACCCGGUCGCCACGGGGAUUGGCAGUGUAAGCUCCAUCGAUUAGUUUCAGGUUACCUCGUGCACCACGGCUUUAGCGCCACGGCAGCCUCCUUCAAUGAACACACCCACCAGCCGUUAAAUGAGGAGCUGAGUAGCAUUCGGAACCGCCAGGAGAUUCGCCGCCUGGUCCUCAACGGGAAAACGGGCGAAGCUAUUCACUUGACCGAGAAGCUCUACCCGGACCUGUUUCCCAAGAAUCCCAACCUGCUCUUCUUGCUCAAAGUGCGACAGUUCAUCGAGAUGGUCAGUGGGUCGGAGUCCUUGGAUGCCGUUCGAUUGGACUCGGACAUGGACGUGUCGGCUACCAAUGGGAAAUCCGCCGCUGAUGCCACCAAUGGCAACUGCCUCACCUCCGACCACCGUGAAAACAAUGACAACAACCCCCACAAUCCUCACCAUGACGACUCUAUGGACGUCGAUCUCGCCAGUUCGGCGUCGAACUCGGGUACACGCCCACCGCCGCUCACCCGGAAUUGGGAUCUCAACUUCGCCAAACUCAUCCAAUUCGGCCAGAGCCUUCAUACCAUGCUCCUAGGUCUGGAAAAGACCCCCGGAUUAGUGUCGGACCAAGAUCUAGCCAGUCAAGAAAAGAUGCUACAAGACGCUUUCUCACUUCUGGCUUACUCGGACCCGUUCAAUAGCCCCGUGGGCUGGCAACUGGACCCCCAAGAGCGCGAGGUCGUAUGUGAUGAGCUCAAUUCGGCCAUAUUGAGAUUGAGAAAUCUCCCGGGGCGACCUUUGUUGGAGCAAAGUAUUGAACAGGCCAAAGACUUCUUGAAGCUCAUGUCCAAGCACGAUUUGGGCGCGUGCGCCUUCGCCAAUGUGGAUGAUUUCCUAAGAUGAGAUCCCCACAUGUGCGGCGCUAUCUAUUCAAUAAGCGUAAUGGUGAAUGACUACAUACAAAAAGAGAGCGAGAGACUGAUUUAUCAAGAGUGUGAAUGUGUGAGUGCGUGAUUUUUGUACGUAUUCAAUAUCCUGUGCAAAUCCAUCGCCAACCUGUCCAAAGUUUACGAGUUCGUGUUGGUCGAUACAGUCUCCUGGCACGCCUUCAUCGGCGGCCGGAUUGGGUCAGUUUUCCCGUGUCUUUUCAUGACUCAAACAAUUGUUCCUUCCCGGGUUCGGGUGUAAUCAUACAAAGUUCUUCUUAAAAUAUAGUACCUCAGAAAUGUG
This is a messenger RNA of Tigriopus californicus, 2303 nucleotides long. It is a transcript of the gene RanBPM, whose product is annotated as ran-binding protein 10-like. The record is from RefSeq and is a predicted model, not a curated record. Bases 429 to 1976 code for a protein of 515 amino acids. Gene Ontology annotation, molecular function: protein binding. Gene Ontology annotation, biological process: cell surface receptor signaling pathway; cytoskeleton organization. The transcript has a single exon. Gene Ontology annotation, cellular component: cytoplasm. NCBI's taxonomy places the organism in Eukaryota, Metazoa, Arthropoda, Copepoda, Harpacticoida, Harpacticidae.